Chinchilla lanigera (long-tailed chinchilla) is the source of this 1549-nucleotide messenger RNA. It is a transcript of the gene Zacn, whose product is annotated as zinc activated ligand-gated ion channel. The transcript has 9 exons. Gene Ontology annotation, cellular component: synapse; membrane; neuron projection. Bases 300 to 1532 code for a protein of 410 amino acids. Gene Ontology annotation, biological process: nervous system process; signal transduction; monoatomic ion transmembrane transport. Gene Ontology annotation, molecular function: extracellular ligand-gated monoatomic ion channel activity; transmembrane signaling receptor activity; neurotransmitter receptor activity. The record is from RefSeq and is a predicted model, not a curated record. NCBI's taxonomy places the organism in Eukaryota, Metazoa, Chordata, Mammalia, Rodentia, Chinchillidae.
GUCCAGUUUACUCCAUGCCCCUCAGCAGGCUUUGAACAGAACAAUGGGUUCCAGGUGAUGGAAAUGGAGCAGGGCAGGGACAGUGGGCAGGUGCAGGGCAGGUGGGACUGGGUCCUGGGCUUUGUCUUUAGGUGUUUGCAGAACUGGGUGGGAGGGGGUGCUAAGUCCAAGGCUCCACAGUCAAUGCAGAGAGCAGCUGCCUUCAUCCAACUACUCAACCCCCAGAGAGGUGAGUGAAAUAAGAGGUUGUAGUUUAAGCUCCACUCGCUGCUCGGUUCGAGCCCUCUGGGCAAUCACGGAUGAUGGCUCUGUGGAUCGUGCUUCAUCUUGCCUUCCUUGGGGCUGGCACCAUCCAGCCCUUGGUCCAGGAGUCCGGCUUCAGAGACUCAGCUACUGUGGAGCCAUCUCUCCUCAACCUCUGCUUGCCCCUGGAGGACCAGGACACCACCCAGAUUCUAAGCACUGGGAGUGAGCCCCUGCUUGUGCAAGUGCAGGUGUUUGUGUCUGAUGUACUUAAUGUGGACAUCCUGCAGUACACACUGUCCUCUGUGCUGAUGCUAAGGCUGAAUUGGCUGGACACUCGCUUGGCGUGGAACACUAGUGCAUACCCACGGCAUGCAGUCACGUUGCCCUGGGACUCACUCUGGACACCCAAACUCACCAUCUGGGAAGCGCUCUGGGUGAACUGGAAGGAUCAGAUGCCACAGAUUCAAGUACACCACAGUGGCCAAGUGGUGCUUAACCUGGCCCUCACCACGGAGACCAACUGCAACUUUGAGCUCCUCCACUUUCCCAGGGACCAGAGCAACUGCAGCCUCAGCUUCUAUGCUUUCAGCAACACUGUGAAGGAGCUGGAGUUCCAGGCCCAGGUAAAGAAUGAGAUUGUGAGUGUCAAGAGAGAAUAUGUAGUUUAUGAUUUGAAAAUCCAAGACCCACCCCAGGAUCUGGUGCCCGGCUUCCAGGUGAUGAUAAGCCUGAAGAACACAGCACUAGAGUCCGUCAUGUCACUGCUGGUGCCUGGAGAGGCGCUACUGUUAGCUGAUGUGUGUGGGGCGCUGCUGCCCCUCCAGGCCACUGAGCGCAUUGCCUACAAAGUGACACUGCUGCUGGGCUAUCUUGUCUUCCACUCUUCCCUUGUGCAGGCCCUGCCCAGCUCCUCUUCCUGCAACCCACUGCUCAUUUACUACUUCACAAUCCUGCUGCUGCUACUCUUCCUCAGCACCAUGGAGACUGUGCUGUUGGCUGGGCUGCUGGCCCGGGACAGCCUUAGGAAUAAAAGCAGCCCCAGCCCAGUCCCAAGAGAAGAACAGAGAGAUCAGGAGAACCCAGGGCCUAAUCCUGAAGCAUCCCCAAGAGGAGAAAAAGGAUCGAGGAGCUGGGCUGAGGCUGCUGACCACACCUUCUUCCUCAUAUACGUGGCCAGUGUGGUGUGCAGCCAAUUUCUCUUCAUAGGAAUUUGGAUUUGGGCAACAUGCAACUCUGACCCAGCCCCUGGUGAGGCUGCUCCCCUCGGUGGACAGCCCAGGCUGUAACAGGGCAGGGCCAGUGA